CCGGCACCCGCGCAGGCGCAGUGGCCGGCACGUCAAUCCCCAUGGCCCAUGGGCACUGAGAACGACCCUCUCGGUUUGGACCAUUCGUCCCAGUACCUUGAAUCAUAUAUCUAAUCGUCGCCAAUAACUUCUUGGACCAUUCCUCGCGCUCGCGCAUCUCCCCCAUUGUUGCUGGUACUUACUGCUUGUCCGUUGCCGCUCUCCGACCUGCUCACUUCCCCUCCCGCCCUUUGCCUCGGAUCUUGAUCGGUGCAGAACCCCAACGCCGACGCCGACGCCGAUAUCGUCACCGUUACCGACAUUGUGCGCGACGAUUCCGUACUUGGGGGGCCCGGUUAUUCGACCAAACGCCUAACAGAGAACUUUGAUCCGUGUGCCUGUUUACUGCUUCUUCUACCUGAACUCGGCAAUAAUACAAUGGCUGCGCAGUCGAAAUCAGCCUCCAUCUCACCUUGGGGCAAGGCGGUUGCUGGCGCCUCCGGUGCUGUGCUCGCCAAUGCUUUAGUCUACCCGCUUGACAUCGUCAAGACGCGCCUCCAGGUCCAAGUGAAGUCGCAAUCCGGCGCAGUAGCGACUGAUCCCUCCGAACCCAUCGAACCCCAUUAUUCGUCCACCUGGGAUGCCCUGAGCAAGAUUGUUGCUGACGAUGGCGUCAAGGGCCUUUACGCCGGCAUGAGUGGCUCUCUCCUUGGCGUCGCCUCUACCAAUUUUGCAUACUUUUACUGGUAUUCUGUCGUGCGCGCCCUCUACCUGCGUUCUGCCAAAACUUCGGCACCACCUUCGACACUCGUCGAGUUGAGUCUGGGCGCGAUCGCCGGCGCUGUAGCCCAGCUCUGUACAAUUCCUGUCGCUGUCAUUACGACAAGGCAGCAGACCCAGCGCAAGACCGAGAGGAAAGGUUUUGUCGACACUGCACGGGAAGUUAUCGAUGGAGAGGAUGGGCUGUUCGGGCUCUGGAGGGGUCUUAAGGCCAGCUUGGUGCUCGUGGUGAAUCCUGCAAUCACUUACGGAGCUUACGAGAGGCUGAAAGAAGUCGUCUUUCCUGGCAAGAAUAACCUCAAGCCCUGGGAGGCAUUCCUUCUUGGUGCUGCCUCCAAGUCACUCGCAACGAUUGCCACACAGCCUCUCAUUGUAGCAAAGGUAGGUUUGCAGUCUAGGCCGCCACCCGAAAGGAAGGGCAAGCCUUUCGGCAGCUUCAUCGAGGUAAUGAACUUCAUCAUGGAGCGAGAGGGUGUGUCUGGUCUCUUCAAGGGUAUGGGACCACAGAUCCUGAAGGGCCUUCUUGUCCAGGGCAUCCUUAUGAUGACAAAGGAGCGCAUGGAGUUGUUGUUUAUCCUCUUCUUCCGCUACCUCAGGACGCUGAGGUCAAAGCGGCUGCAGGCUUUUGCACGGAGUCCCGAAGUUAUUCGCAGCGCAUCUGCCAUCAAACCUCUUUGAGAGAACAGUAGCGACAUGCAUACAUCUGCCUAAGCAACCUCGUCAAGGAGCCAAUGGCGGCUGGCCUUUCGACGUCAUGUAUAGCGGAAUGAGAUACUAUCUCAUAGGGCGUAGACUGUAAACAGAGUCGCGGGCAAACUCAUGGACUAAUCUGUAUCGUGAUAAGGAUAGAACACAAGAGCACUGUACGGUCACUACAAGUGGUUUGCACAAUAGAGACGACAAUCGACAACUCGAGGUAGCUAGGAUAGAGUAAACCACGUUUUGAUUCCCCAA
Molecule: messenger RNA, 1713 nt
Organism: Colletotrichum scovillei
Lineage: Eukaryota; Fungi; Ascomycota; Sordariomycetes; Glomerellales; Glomerellaceae
Exons: 4
Coding region: 418-1437 (339 amino acids)
Biological process (GO): transmembrane transport
Source: RefSeq, a predicted model, not a curated record